Molecule: messenger RNA, 983 nt
Organism: Setaria italica (foxtail millet)
Lineage: Eukaryota; Viridiplantae; Streptophyta; Magnoliopsida; Poales; Poaceae
Product: OTU domain-containing protein At3g57810
Exons: 8
Coding region: 130-786 (218 amino acids)
Biological process (GO): endoplasmic reticulum unfolded protein response; protein deubiquitination
Cellular component (GO): nucleus; cytosol
Molecular function (GO): cysteine-type deubiquitinase activity
Source: RefSeq, a predicted model, not a curated record
UCGUUGCUCACACCACGGCGGCGGGCGGCGGCGGCUGCCAUUUAUCCAAAACAGGCCACGCCUUGUCCCCCUUCUUCAACCUUCCGCUGCUGCGAAGCAGUGCGGGAAGAUUGCAGGAUUUGCGGCCGAAUGGCGGCAGCGGUGCGGCCAUCCAAUGCCAGUCUCCUCGCACGCCUCAGGGAGGGCACGGCCAAGUUCGAGCUCCUCGAGGACCCCGCGCCCGCGCCAGCGCCGGCUUGGCCCCGGCUCCACUGCUUCGCCAGAAUUGCCCCUUCGCUGAGGGGCGGUUGGUCGGCGGCGCUGAACAAGGUUGAGCAUUACGGGGUUCAGAGGGUCACCGGAGAUGGCCGCUGCAUGUUUCGGGCGUUGGCUAAAGGAAUGGCAAAGAAUAAGGGGAUUCCUUUGACCCCGAGGGAGGAGUUACAAGAUGCAGAUGAUUUACGGAUGGCGGUGAAAGAAAUUAUAUGUGACAGCGAGACUGAGCGGCAGAAGUAUGAAGAAGCUGUUAUAGCAAUUACCGUGGAACAAUCCUUGAGACGCUACUGCCAAAGGAUAAGGCGGCCAGAUUUCUGGGGUGGAGAGUCAGAACUCCUGGUUUUGUCUAGACUGUGUCGGCAGCCAAUCAUUAUUUAUAUUCCAGAGCGCGAGUACCAUGGUCGUGGUAAUGGCUUCAUCCCCAUAGCUGAAUAUGGAUUGGAAUUCGCCAAAAAUUCAAAGAAUUGGAAGAAAAAGGCACCUGUAAGACUUUUAUAUAGCGGGAGGAAUCACUAUGAUUUGCUGGUUUGACAUGGUUGCAGUGCUAUCGUUCUUUGGUGCGUUGUCACUCCAUGGUUGCAUUUUUUUUCUUUUUAUUCUUAUGCCAGUUGUUUAGCCAACAAUAGCAUUAGUUGAACUAUCAAAAUAUCUUUCCUUUUUUUUGGCGAAAACCAGUAUGAAAAUAUCAAUUAUGAAAUAUAGAUUGUCGUUCUAUGGGUUGUAUGUUC